This is a messenger RNA of Penicillium canescens, 1461 nucleotides long. RefSeq names its product glycosyltransferase family 4 protein. Gene Ontology annotation, molecular function: glycosyltransferase activity. NCBI's taxonomy places the organism in Eukaryota, Fungi, Ascomycota, Eurotiomycetes, Eurotiales, Aspergillaceae. The record is from RefSeq and is a predicted model, not a curated record. The transcript has a single exon. Bases 1 to 1461 code for a protein of 486 amino acids.
AUGGCCGAAUCUACGCCCCUCCUCUCCUCCCUUGAGGGUGAGGUUUGCAAGGUCCAACGCUUCCCCAGUGCCCUCCGCGGCAAGAAGAUCCUCCUCGCGACAGAAUCAUGGGGUCCCGUCAAUGGAGUCAGUCGGACGACACGCAGUCUGGUCGAGUAUCUGCGCGACAACGGUGCAGAGCUGAUUCUCGUCGCGCCUCAUUUCAAAGGCGACUCGAAGCAGAUGGCGUCUUCUUGGGAGCACCGUUUGCCUGGCUGUGCCUUGCCCUAUAACCCCGACUUGACAGUCGUCUAUCCGUUUCAGUUGGCAGAUGUCUUUGAUCGGUGCUUCGAGCCUGAUCUCAUUUAUCUUGCCAGUCCGGCUUCGCUCGGCUUCCAGAUGCUCUUGCAGAUCCGCCAGCUCAGAUCUCCGCCGCCGGUCUUGCUCAACUUUCAGACAGACUUGUCCGCCUAUGCGGAGAUCAUGCUGCCCGUGCCGCUGGAUCAAUUCGGUGUCUGGCUCUUGGCUACUGUGCAGGGUUUCUUGUUCCGCACCCGCGCAGUCCAUACCAUCUUUUAUCCCUGCAGUGCCAUCCGCCGGUAUCUGGAGCGUGCAGGUGCACCGGUCGACCGACUCGUUCAGCUAGGUCGUGGUGUGGACACUAUACUCUUCUCGCCGACACGGCGCGACGACUCAUAUCGACGACAGAUUGCUCCAAACGGCGAGAUCAUCUUAAUUUGUGUUUGCCGCAUCGCCCCAGAGAAAGGAUUCGAGUUCCUUGCACAGGUUGUACAGCGGCUGGCCGCUGACAAAGUAGCCUUCAAGUUACUUAUUGUCGGCGGAAACCGUAACCCAGCAGUCGAGAACAAGGUGCAGCGCCUCUUCGACGGCGUCCGUGACCACGUCGUCUUUGCCGGAUUUCUCACCGGGGCUGCUUUGUCUCGCGCCUAUGCCUCGGCCGAUCUUUUCCUUCAUUGCUCUAUCACAGAGACAUUUGGGUUGGUGGUCCUGGAGGCCAUGGCCAGCGGCAUUCCAGUCAUUGCGCGCGAUCAAGGUGGCCCCUCGGAUAUCAUCCGCCAUGGACAGACUGGGUAUCUAGUCCCACCGCACGAUCUGGAACGCUUCAUCUCAUUGGUCAAGGAUGUUUCCCACGACACAGUAAGGCGAGCGACUCUUGCUGUGGCUGCGCGGGAGUAUGCCGACAACACCACCUGGGAGAAGAUCAACUGUCGGGCAGCCUGGCAAAUGGCGGACGCGUUGUCGCAUACCGAUCAAGAAUCACAAGUCCCCCGGCAAGCCGCUAGACGUGGAGUCGUUGGAUCGAUCUUCGAGCAGCUUCGACUGAUUCUGGCUGUGGGGCUGGUGUAUUUCAUGUGGUUGAUUUCGGUAGUCCCGUUGAUCGUUCAUGGGAAUCGUUUCCUCCCAAGGGCAUGGCAAGCUAUCCAGGAUCAGUUCCAGGAGACUCGUCCGUUGCGCAGUUGA